GUAAACGCUUCGCUUGUUGCCAACUUCCCGUCAGUCAUUUUGUUCGGUGGCGGAACUGAAUUUUUACGGUCGGCGAAAUCGCUAAAAAUCUUUCUCAUCGGCAGUUAUUUUCCAAAGUGACAAUAUGAGUUCUGGGAUGCCUGAAUUGGGCUCCAAAAUCAGCCUAGUAUCGAAAGCUGAUAUACGUUACGAAGGCCGACUUUUCACUGUCGAUCCUCAGGAAUGUACCAUCGCUUUAGCUAGCGUUCGGUCUUUUGGUACAGAGAACAGAGAAACCCAGUACCCUGUGGCACCUCAGAGUCAGGUGUACGAUUACAUACUGUUUCGCGGUUCUGACAUCAAGGAUAUCCGAGUUGUGACCAAUGUGCCGUCUCUGCCAAAUGACCCUGCCAUCAUGCAGAUGUCGGUGCCGCCAACGCUGGGCGGCGCCAACGCCGGAGCGCCGGGCCCGUUUGCGGGUCAGUUCAACCACCCAGUGGUGGGGCAGACACAAUACCCGCAGUACCAUCCAAUGGCUGGUUUCCCGGGGAGCAUGAACGCUCAGCUCAACAAGACGAGUGAGUUGUCUCCGCAAGCGUCAGUGGAGCUUGCACCUCAGGCCCAGCCAACUACUGCCCCUAUUGGAUCCGGAGUGGCUCACCACUCUAACCAAGUGAAAGACCAAGGCUCCAUGAUGGACCUCCUCGGAGGGUCGCAGCAGUCGUCGUCUCGCUCCGGCACUCCAUCAGCCGUCGGAGGUCAUAGGAAGAGCCCUACAGCUGACCAGGGCACGCAGCAGGCGGGCGUGGCGACGGGCUCCGGGCAGCAGCGCGACGGGCGGCGCGGCAGCGCGGGCGCGCCGGCCAAGCCGCGGAACCGCACCAACUCGCGCACCCGCCAGCGGUACCCCAGCGGCGGCAACGCGCCCGCCCACCACCAGAACCAGAACCAACACCAACAGCAGAAUCAGCACCAUCAACAACAGAAUCAACAUUAUCAGCAGAACCAACAGAUGCUGCAUCAGCAUCCAGGGCAAGGUUAUGGUCGCGGCGGCUGGCGGGGCCGCGGCAGAGGCGGGCGCGGGCGCGGGUUCGUUCCCCGCAACAAGAACACGCUCAAGUUCGACAACGACUAUGACUUCGAGCAGGCUAACACGGAAUUUGAAGAACUGCGCAGUCAGCUCGCCAAGACUAAGAUAUCGGAGGGCGAGGCCAAGCCUGAGGUUACUACGCAACCAAGCGAAGUGGACAAGAAGGACGACUCCGGCAACGAGACGGGUGCCGGCGAGGCGGAACUGGACGACGACGGGUUCGCGGGCUACGACCGCAAGAAGAGCUUCUUUGACAGCAUCUCGUGCGAGGCGGUUGAGAGGUCGAAGGGCCGCAGCCAGCGCACGGACUGGCGCACGGAGCGCAAGCUGAACGCGGAGACGUUCGGGGUGGCGCUGGCGCGGCGCGGCGCCUGGCGCGGCCGCGGCGCCUGGCGGCACCACAACCCGCAGCACCAGCCUUCGUAUUUCCCCAGUUGGAGGCCGAUGCGCGGCGGACGCGGGCGGCCCGGCAACGGCCAGCCCGGCCAACACGCCAACCACGGCCAACACCAGCACCAACACCAACCUCGCCCCAACACGCAGCCGCAGCAGUCCGCCGCCGCCGCCGCUCAGUAGCAAAGUAGAAAUGGAUGUUGCAGGACGGAGUAUACACUGAAUCUUAACUUAUUAUCGCGAGGACUGAUCACAAAUGGAGAAGUAACGGAAAAUAUGGUGAUUGUUCAAUAAAUGUAAUCAAAAUGUAAUGUCGUUGCGGGAACGUUGAAGUGUGUAUCUUAAAGUAGAAAGGACAUUGUUUUGGUGUGAUAGUGUUGUAUCCAAUAUUAUGGAAGGAGAAAGAAGGAAUUCCCGAAAGCAUGCGACAGAAUUGUCCGGCCGCUCACCUAGUGUAAUGUAAGUAUAGAAUUAUUAAUUUGUGAGCGUUUUUGUUCAGGAGGUUUUAGGCGCACAAUGUUCAAUUCACGCAAGUGCCGACUGGCGAAAAUACUAGAAAAAUAUCAAAUUUAUUAACGGGAUAUUUCGCUGAUCGAAACACAUUCAUAUAAAAAUUUGCAAAUUGAAUAUUUUGCGUGUAAACCAUUCAAUACGGGAGCAGUGUCGCGUAGACAACGUCAAAAUUGAGUUGUAUAAUGUCAUGAGUGUGAUGACAGCGAUAUUAGGCUAUAAAUUAUGUGAUUGGUGUCAAUAUUGAGGUGAGAGCCCUGCUAUCGGAGGCUAUGCAAGAAAUCCUGCCUAGUGUAAUUGAAAUGUUUAUUUCAAUGAAUUAUAUUUUCAUAAAAGCUUCUCACCUGUAAUCCGCGUUUGUGCCUAUAAGUAACGAAGGUUAAAUUUAUAUGUACAUGUUUUUAUUGAGAGGUCAUUGCACUUCCAUUAUGUAUAAUUUGCAAUGACUAUGUUUCAGCAGUCCUACUAAGUGUCCCGGGUGACACGUUAGUAAAUGUAUUCUCGUUAUAGUUAAAUGUUGUUCUGCUGGCCAGAGGGACUCCAUACGAUUUAGCACUGGGUAGUGCUUGCGGAUUAGUGGUGGCCCCUCACUUUAAAUAAUUAAUGGAUGACUUUUUUAAUUGACUGUCCUGUUUUUUAGUGAUAGUGUGAAAUGUGAUAGUAGGACUGCUGGCGGUGUUAAAUGGCGGCGCCUCUGUAGCCGCGGCCGGGGGCGACGCCGACUCAAAUCUCCAUUUAGUUUAUAGUUUAUUGUAGUCUUAGGAAUGCGGGUACAUGAAAAUUAAAACAGUUGGCGUCGCCAUUUUUAUUACUGCCAGAAUUUAUCGAGCAACAGAAAUAAUCCACUGUUUUAUCACACAAAUUAAAUUUUAGUCUAUUGUAAAUGUUCUGGAAAAGGACUUAGUUUAAUUAAUUCUUCUUAAGUUGGAAUCAUUUGUUGUAAAAUAUAUUCUGCAUUAGACUUACUUCGUU
Molecule: messenger RNA, 2944 nt
Organism: Amyelois transitella
Lineage: Eukaryota; Metazoa; Arthropoda; Insecta; Lepidoptera; Pyralidae
Product: protein LSM14 homolog car-1
Exons: 9
Coding region: 125-1645 (506 amino acids)
Biological process (GO): cytoplasmic stress granule assembly; P-body assembly
Cellular component (GO): P-body
Molecular function (GO): mRNA binding
Source: RefSeq, a predicted model, not a curated record